UAGCUCAAUCGUGUUCGUGUCCAUCACAAUUCAGAAGAGGCAGACUGAUCUUGGUUUCAAGCAUACAUAGACUAGAUAGCCACCCAAUCCAUCCUCACGUACAACGUACGUACCUUUAAUUUUGUUAUUUGGUAAUAGCAGCAGAUAAUUAAACAGUCUGUGCGAAAUGAAGCAAAAGAUCGAGAUCAAGUUGUGCGUGCCGUGCGAGGGGUGCCGGACCAAGGCGCUGGAGGUGGCCGCGAGGGCGGACGGGGUGAUCUCGCUGGCGAUCGCCGGCGGCGACAAGGACAGGCUGGAGGUCGUCGGCGUCGGCGUCGACGUGACCGGCCUCGUCGUCAGCCUGCGCAAGAAGAUCUGCCACGCCGAGAUCCUGAAGGUAGAGGAGGUCAAGGAGAAGGAGGAGGAGAAGAAGAAGCCGGAGGCCAAGCCGUGUUGCCCUCGUCCCUACUACUGCUACGCGCCGCCGGAGGCGCCCCCCAGCUGCAAGCCGUGCUGCCACCCUCCUCCCUACUGCUACCCGCCGCCGGUGGUCGUCUGCGAGGAGCCCAGCGCCGCCUGUUCCAUCAUGUAGAUCGAUCUCGCAUCAUGUUAUGUUGUUUGAGUAAUUUUACUGUACUGGAGAAGGUAUUAGGAGGUAUCAAAAUUUUAGUGUAAAAUUUAGAUAUCUUUUAUAAAAUUUUACACUAAAAUUUUAGUAUCUAUUCUGAUCUUAGUACCUACUCAGUAAAAUUGCUCUAUGCUGUUAUGUAAGCAUUAGAGACAAUGGUUAAUUACGAUUGGUUUCCGCUACUCUGGUACGUUACCGUCUCAUCUACUGUAUUGGUGUGUUCUGGAUUUCUGGUAGCAAUAACU
Molecule: messenger RNA, 852 nt
Organism: Oryza brachyantha (malo sina)
Lineage: Eukaryota; Viridiplantae; Streptophyta; Magnoliopsida; Poales; Poaceae
Product: heavy metal-associated isoprenylated plant protein 47-like
Exons: 2
Coding region: 167-571 (134 amino acids)
Source: RefSeq, a predicted model, not a curated record